GGGUAAUGUGGCAAGACGCACUAUUAAACAUGGCGGCGUGCUCAUCUGCAGGCCGCGUUUUGAGUCUUUGCAGGCGUUUUCAAAAUGUCUUAAGGAUAUCUUCUGCGACGAACAUUCAGCGUUCGGCUGUUAAUGUGACCAAAUAUCACUGUCAGCUCUACAGAGAAACGUCACCACUUGUUUCCCCAUUUUGGUCGAGUCCCACCAGCACUGCGAGCCAGUGUCGAGGCCUGCACACCACCAUCAGCAGGAGAGGACUGGAAGAGUUCUUUGACCUUCCAGAGAACUGGGGGGAGGCCAACGUCAAAUCAGGUGCUCCAUGGACCGCUAAACAACUGAGAACAAAAAGUAAUGAAGAUUUACACAAACUCUGGUAUGUGCUGUUAAAAGAAAAGAACAUGCUACUCACACUGGAGCAGGAAUCAAAGCGGCAACGACUUCAAAUGCCAAGUCCAGAAAGAUUAAGGAAGGUUGAGCGGUCAAUGUUCAGGCUGGAGACGGUGGUAACGGAGAGAGAAACUGCACUGCGUCUGUUGCAGACGGGUCAGGAGAAGGGCAGGCCCGGAGCCUGGAGGAGGAACCUAUUCGGAUACAUCUAUUGGUAUCGAUUCAAAGAGUAUGCAAUUCCUUGGUACAUGAAUAAAAGGUAUAAGCGAAAGACGUUCUACACUCCACACUUUGUCCAGCCACACAUGAGGUUGCGUCUGGAGAAGCACCUCCGGGACAAAACCAGGAAGGCCAACUCAGAAAAGCAAAAGCUCGCUAAACUCAAGGAAAAGUUUCCCCUCAUGAAGGUUCCUGCAUCUUGAAAACUGAGACGCACAUUUUGUAAAAAAAAAAACAAAAAAAAAAGUUUUUUUUUUUUUUUUAAAGACUUACAUCUGAUCAGACACAGGGCCUUGGCCUUCCCCAUGUUGUUCCUGAGGAGCUGAGUCUUUCUACAUCAAAGAAUCAACUCGACAUGGUCUGAAUGUGUUCAGUGUAAAGUGUGCAUUUGUUCAGCUGUUACUUGAUGCUUGAAAUCAAAUGAUGAAUAAAUAUUUCCUGUAUUCACAUGUAAUAUUAAAACACAUCUUAUAUAAACUGUUAAAUGUUUCUGUACAGCUUUAAACAAAACUAAACUGGUUCAAACCUUG
This is a messenger RNA of Sphaeramia orbicularis (orbiculate cardinalfish), 1136 nucleotides long. RefSeq names its product mitochondrial ribosomal protein L47 (gene mrpl47). Gene Ontology annotation, biological process: mitochondrial translation. NCBI's taxonomy places the organism in Eukaryota, Metazoa, Chordata, Actinopteri, Kurtiformes, Apogonidae. The record is from RefSeq and is a predicted model, not a curated record. Gene Ontology annotation, cellular component: mitochondrial ribosome; mitochondrial large ribosomal subunit. The transcript has 7 exons. Bases 6 to 809 code for a protein of 267 amino acids. Gene Ontology annotation, molecular function: structural constituent of ribosome.